AUGGACAGCGAAACGGAGUCGUCGAGCAAGCUGCAGAGGCAACUCGUGGAGCUCUUGCGCCCUUCGGGGCGUUGCGCAACGCUACGCGUCUCGCAAAUUGCCUCUAUCCUCGGUGUCGAGGGCGAGGAGCAGUAUCAGCAUCUCCUUGACCUGCUUGCGCGCAGUCGUAUUGCCCAGUACGAUGCGGAGCAGCAGACCGUGCGGCCGCUGCUGGCGCCAAAGGACAAUUUCGACGGCGAUGAUGAGGCAGCGCUGCUGGCGCUGAGUGACGUGGACGUCGUCGGUGGUGGCGUCCGAGGCGGUCGUGUCCGAUCAACGCCACUUGCUGGGUACCGUCAGCAUCGAUCAAACAGCCGCCACAGCUUCCGCAGCGGCGGUGGCAAUGCCGUCGCGAGUGGCUACCGGUCGGACUCCGGCCUCGCCACCGCCAACUGCAGCGCUGCUCUCACGUCACGCCGCCGUGCGGGUGGAACGUGGACCAAGCCAGGCCAGCGCGGCCUGGAGGACGCGGCGAGCUUCCCGGGCCCCGUCGGCCGUGUCGGCUACAUCUGCGUUGCGGACGAGUUGCACCUGGGCAAGCUGGAGGCCUACUACCGUGCGCAGGGAUACUACACAAAGUUCGACUUUGACGUCCUGCAUGUACGCUUCGCGCAGCCGUCCUUCGUGAAUGCCGAGGCGGACACCGGCGACAGAGCGAACGCGCCGGCAGGACAACGUGAGCCCCAACGCGCGCGUCACGCACUGACGGCGCAGCGCAGCGGCGAUGUAGCCGUGCAGGGCGAGGAUGUCAGCAGCAGCCCGCCACCGUCCCUGCUUCUCGAACGGGGGACCGUCGCAGCUGCCUCCCAGCGCCUCGGCGAGUCUGCCUCCGCCUCCUCUCACGGCUACGGUGCGUUGGGGAGCAACACGAGAAGUAAGGCAGGCGUAAACUGCACCCUUGCGCAGGUUGGCGAAGGAGGUGAAGCUGCCGCGGCGACGCCGAGCUCAAACAACAGUGCCACGCAUUACUUUGACCUCUUCGUAUUCCCCUACGGCGCCGUUGUCUGGUGGGGCUUCGAUCAGCGGUACUUCAAGAUCGUGGAGAACGACUACAUGCUGCCACACAGCGCGAUCAGCCACUGCAUGACCAACCGCUACACAACGCAGCUCGUGAACGAAAACUAUCCGGUGUGGUGCACCUUCCACCUCGUCGCUCGCGAGACGCUGGAGGUGGACGACAACUUCAAAGCGCGCCUGCGUUUCGACCACUUCGUCAUCCCGUACAGGCGCGGCGAGUUGGCGACGGGUAGCGUGCUGAUGCUCUGCGCUUCGCACGCGCUUGCGCAGUCUGCCAAGAUCGACUACAUCGAGCUGCAGGUACAGGAGUUGACUGACAGCUGCUCACCGCUGCCGCGCGAGCUGCGGGAGAAAGGCGCCGUCAGCAUCACGGAACGGCGUCUGCUGCAGCUGCGCGGUGAGGUGCUGUCGUACCGACUCAUGCUGAAGAGCGGCUCUGACUUGCUGGAUGAGCCGGACUUCUUCUGGGAGAACUCGUAUCUGAAGCCGGUCUUUCAGGCGACCAAGGAGGAGUACGAGAUUAGUGAGCGGGUCGAGGCGCUGGACAACAAGCUGGAUGCGGCGAACGAGAUCUUGUCCAUGUUGGCCGAGGACUUCUCGCAGCGGCAUGGCGCGCGACUGGAGUGGAUUGUGAUUUGGCUGGUCUUUAUGGAGGUUGUGAUUGGCGUGCUGGAGCUGCUGGUCGACGUGCGGCCGUGGUUCCAGUCGUACAGGCGGUGA
Molecule: messenger RNA, 1776 nt
Organism: Leishmania mexicana MHOM/GT/2001/U1103
Lineage: Eukaryota; Euglenozoa; Kinetoplastea; Trypanosomatida; Trypanosomatidae
Exons: 1
Coding region: 1-1776 (591 amino acids)
Source: RefSeq, a predicted model, not a curated record